This is a messenger RNA of Galeopterus variegatus (Sunda flying lemur), 4636 nucleotides long. It is a transcript of the gene RYBP, whose product is annotated as RING1 and YY1 binding protein. Gene Ontology annotation, molecular function: DNA binding; transcription coregulator activity. The transcript has 5 exons. Gene Ontology annotation, cellular component: nucleus. Gene Ontology annotation, biological process: positive regulation of DNA-templated transcription. The record is from RefSeq and is a predicted model, not a curated record. NCBI's taxonomy places the organism in Eukaryota, Metazoa, Chordata, Mammalia, Dermoptera, Cynocephalidae. The annotation marks the transcript as partial.
CCGGCCCCCUCCCCGCCGCCGGCCUCGGGCCGCCCCUGCGCGCCCCCUCCAGAUCCGGCCCGCGGCUCCCCUCCCGGCCCCCCCAGCCCCACGCUCAAGUCCACAAGUCCGCCCGCUUCCUGCGCCCGCCGCGGCCCUUCCCGGGGCGCCGCCGCUGCCGCCGCCUGGCCGAAAAGACAAGCGAAACCGGCCGCAGACGAAGGCUUUUGGGAUUGUAGCGUCUGCACCUUCAGAAACAGCGCUGAAGCUUUUAAAUGCAGCAUCUGCGAUGUGAGGAAAGGCACCUCCACCAGAAAACCUCGGAUCAAUUCUCAGCUGGUGGCACAGCAAGUGGCACAACAGUACGCCACUCCCCCACCCCCGAAAAAGGAGAAGAAAGAAAAAGUGGAAAAGCAAGACAAAGAGAAGCCUGAGAAAGAUAAGGAAAUUAGUCCUAGUGUCACCAAGAAAAAUACCAACAAGAAAACAAAACCAAAGUCUGAUAUUCUGAAAGAUCCUCCUAGCGAAGCGAACAGUAUACAGUCUGCGAAUGCCACCACAAAGACCAGCGAAACGAAUCACACCUCAAGGCCCCGGCUGAAAAACGUGGACAGGAGCACCGCACAGCAGUUGGCAGUAACUGUGGGCAACGUCACUGUCAUUAUCACAGACUUUAAGGAAAAGACUCGCUCCUCCUCAACAUCCUCAUCCACAGUGACCUCCAGUGCAGGGUCAGAACAGCAGAACCAGAGCAGCUCGGGGUCAGAGAGCACAGACAAGGGCUCCUCCCGUUCCUCCACGCCAAAGGGCGACAUGUCAGCAGUAAAUGAUGAAUCUUUCUGAAAUUGCACAUGGAAUUGUGAAAACUAUGAAUCAGGGUAUGAAAUUCAAAUCCUCCACCUGCCCAUGCUGCUUGCACCCCUGGAGAAUCUUCUGUGGACAUCGACCUCUUAGUGAUGCUGCCAGGAUGAUUUCUGCUUGCCAUGGGCAUCUGGCCACCAAGGAAUUUCGCACCCUGACGAUUACUCUUGACACUUUUAUGUAUUCCAUUGUUUUAUAUGAUUUUCCUAACAAUCAUUUAUAAUUGGAUGUGCUCCUGAAUCUACUUUUUAUAAAAAAAAAAAAAAAAAAAAUCUGCUGUGCACAAUUUUCCAUGUACAUUGCAACUUGUUUUUUGGUUUUUUUGGGGGGGGAGAGUUGGGAGGGGGAGGGAAUUUUUAUUUAUUGUGUUCACAAACUCCAUCCUUUCAGCAUAUCCUUUUAAGUUUAGUUCUUUCUUCCAGUUAUACUAUGUACUAUCAAUUUUGAUAUAACUAUAUAUAUAUAAAUAUAAAAUUAUAUAUAAAGGGUUAUUUGAAACCAAUCCAUGGCAACGCUGGUGCUUGAUACACUGUGAAGUGAAUACAACAUUGAACAGUUACAGAUCUGGAACAGUCCCUUCUAUGAAAGUGCUGAAAUUGAUUAAAAUCAGUCUUACAUGAAGUAUGUUCCAGCUCUCAUGGGAACUUGACUCUCUCAUCUGUCUAAAGAAUACUGGAUGUUAUAAAAAUAUAUAUUUUUUAAACAAUGUGAUCUCAAGUUUAAAGACUGCUCCAGUAGCCUGCAUUUUGCAAUGGAAUAACUGACAAAUCACAGGUGGUUUAGUUGGGGAGGGCUUGGAUCAUUCAUAAGUAACAGCUCCAGAAUGCCAAGUAUUCGUGUAAAUUAUGGUUACAUGUUAUCAUUGCUGUUCUUACAUAAGCAUUCAUGAAAAUAUGGUAUUCUGUAACUCGAAUUCCAUCCAUUUUCCAGACCUCUACUCAUGUCUGAGGUAAAUCUAGAAAUUGUCUCUUAGUUUUAGGAUUGAAACAUUCUAAACUGUAUUUUUGGUCCAUACAGGAAGCAAUUCCUUGUUUCCACUUUCUUUCUAUGUGACAUUGCAGUGAUGGUUUUUGUAAAAAAUUUGUUUGCCUCAUGUCACCUUGUCUCAUAAACCCCUUACCUUAGCAGUUCAGUUGUGAGAAUUCUUUUUCUUUCUUAAAGCCUACGAUGACUUAUUUUACUGAACAAAGGUUAUCAGCCACACAUCCAAUCCCAACACGGAGCUUUUCACUGUUGGGAGACAUUUCUCAAUUCCCUGCUGUGGGAAGGAACUCAAGUGUGAAUGGCUUGAGCCCUAACAGGUAGAGUUGCAGGGAGAGCUCAUACUUAACUGCGAGCAGCACGUGAUCUUUUUCUUCCUUAACAUAUAGUUUGAGUAAAUUCUCUUAAAGUUUCUUUUCUUUUCUUUUUUUUUUUAAUACUGUCUCGCAAAAAAUCAAAGACCAUUAAUAAGAUUCUACCCAUUGUCAUUUUUAAGAAAGAUGGGUUUUCUUUUUCUGGUUUUGCUUUGAUUUUGUUUGGAUUUGGGGUCUGUUUUCUUUUUGACCUUUACCUUUAUAUCCACAGAGUUUAUAGUACUUUAAAGUCAUUUCAAGCAUGAGGACUUGAUGUUUACCUUCAUUUAUUUGACAUACCUUAGGGACUCAUGGGAGGGCAGCCAAUUUGUAACGAAGCACCAUGUUUUGGUGUUAAAAACCUGGUAUUCUUAAUUAUAGAAGUAAUUUCUGUCUGUGGAGGCAACGAGUAAAAAAAAAAAAAUUAACAGCUUGAAUUGAGUAGCCAACAGGAAAGGUUCCUUUCACAUUUACAUUAAAACUAUUCUGUAGUCACUAACGCGUCAUAAUUUAAAUUCUGUUUUCAAAGAUAUAGAUUAUAAAGCAGUGCCAUUUGUUGUUGUGGUCCUAUUCUCAAGUGCAUGGACAAUGUUCCCCUCUUUGUAAAAUAAUGCUUGUAUCUGGGAUGCAAGCUAUGCUUAUCUUUUUAAAUACAUUUUUAAAGUAUUUAUUAAUGAACCAAAGGAAAUCAGAUGCUUUCUAUAAGUAUCAAUAUAUAAUACAUAGUAAUUUGACUAUGAAUUUUAAACCCACAUUUUAAUAUUAGUGGGAUAUUGCAAAGACAUUCCUUCUAAAAACUAAAAGGUUUUAAUAUUCCUUAUUACUAAGGGUCUCAGGGAGGGUAAAUUAGUCAGCCAUAUUUAUUUUCCAGAGGUGUAAGAAAUUGCUAAGUUUUUAAAUUAACUUUUUAAAAAGAAAUUUAAAUGCCACCAAACUCAUGUGGGUUGCACUGCUCUUUGAACCAAUAAGUGUUGGUAUGCACUUUGUUCAGAAACACUGUGUACUUUUUCAAAAUUAGUUUCAUGUAAAGUGAUUGGAUCCCCUAGAUUAGUGGAAAAAGCUGAUUAACCAGCUACUCAUAGGCUGCUAAUUAAUUCAUUGCCAAUGUCUUGGUUUUUCAGUUUUGCCUCCGUGAUAAAUUAAAGAAUGGGGAGGGGUGAAGGAGGGGGAGGAUUGCUUUGGAACAGGUGGGAUUAAAUUGCUGUUUUGGUAGAAACUGCAGCUAACAGCAGGAGUUAUCUAAGAAUGAGAUUGUUAUAGGGUCAGCCCUUUAGCUGCUGUUGUAUAUUCUGUUGGGGUAGUGAGAUUGUGUGGUAGGUACUUUAGACUUUUAAUUUCUGAAGUUGAUGACAUCCCUCAGGCAUGUAUCUGGAAAUGGAAUUCCUGUAACUUCUGCAUUCACAGUUUGCCCUACAAUUAGUAGGCGAUGUGUAAAACACUAGUGUAGAUUAUAAAGAUAUAUAUUGAGAAGACCAGAAAUACUUGGUAUUCAGAGGCACAGAAAGCAGGUUAAAACAAAACAAACAAAAGCACAGUGUUAUGCUUGCAAGUUUCCAUUUGUUUUACACAAUCUUUCACACUUGUGCGUGUGCACGCACACACAGAGCUUACCUGACUUGCUCUGCUUGUCAUGCAGUUUAAAAAAAAAAAAAAGGUGAAGACAUCUUGACACCCACAAAAUAUUUUAAUCAAAACUUUUCGGUUUCAAUCUGGAUAUUUAAAAACAUUGGCAGAAGCUUCUGUGAGUUUAGUUCCACUAAGAUGUUUCUCCUGCCUUACCAAGACCAUUCUCAGUCUACUUUUUAAGCUACCGUAUCUUAAAUUAUUGAAAAUUUAUUAAUUGCUGAAUAUAUAAUAACCUUUGCUUGUAUGUACCCGAAAAAUGGUUUAAGAGCCAACAUUUAGAGUAUGACAAUGGAGCUGAACAGUUUUUAAUGCGCAAGCAGUUCUGUUCUUGUGUAUGACUUGUAACCUUAAUUUACUGUGUAAAGAUGGUUACAUUAUUUCCUUAGCUUUGUUUGUUGGAGACAAAUAGAGAAUGCUUGUUAAGUAUGUCAAAACAUAAUCUUAUCUUGUGAAUUUUUGUUAAUGUAUUAUACGAGCUAUAUUUUUCAUUUGCCCAGAAAGACAGCUUGUAUAACGCUUUUGGAAGUUUCUGCUCUGUAAUGUCUUUAGAGCUGACAGUCUGUUAGGUUUGUUUUUUCCUUCAUGCUAAAGUGUCAGUUGGUGGUUUUGUGAACUGGUCAGAAAUUCACAGGUCUUAAAUGUUUUGGGGAAAUUUAUAUUGGACACUGCUCUUUGUCUAGCAAAUAAAAGAUGUUAAUAUAUUCCUGUUACUGGCAUGUGCACGACUAUGUUAUUAGAAGCCACUUUAUCAUUUUCCUGCUUUAAAUAGAAAUGUCUAUUUAUGAAUCCUGCUUGUAGUUUUUUCACAAAUAAAAUAGUAAAAUUUACGUUGGAAA